AUGGAUAACCAUGGAACAUUUAAACAAGUUAGUUCUGAUUAUAACGAAAAAUUUAGCGAACAAACCAAGCAAGUUGGAUAUCAGUUUCAGAAAAGUUUAUACGCUUACGACAGUUUCCAGAGCAGUAUUGAACGGAAAUUUGCAGUUUUAAUUGAUAAAAACUUUAUUGUUAUUGAUAACGAUGAGUUAUAUUAUUUAGUGGAAAUAAAAUCGGAAGAGGAUAGAGAUAACGAGGUUGUAAAAAGAAAAUCAGAAGUGGCUAAUAAGUGA
This is a messenger RNA of Entrophospora candida, 270 nucleotides long. The record is from the annotation of a GenBank genome assembly. Lineage: Eukaryota; Fungi; Glomeromycota; Glomeromycetes; Entrophosporales; Entrophosporaceae.